GGGGUGCCCAAAGGGACACGACAUCACAAACAUCAUCCCCAGGGAAUUUUUAAGGUGUUCUCACAUUCAUCGUUGUCAUCGCUUUCGUUCCCGCCUCUCAAGUAUAAUAAAUGCCCAUCGCUGCCGUGACUGCCAUGCCGGUGAUGAACGUGCUAGACCCGUUGCGCGGCGUGCUGGGGUUCACGGCUGCCACCGUACUAAUCCCACUAGUCCUCGCGCCCAUGAGGUUCCGGAGCGCGCAGCGUGCUGAAGACAUGGCUGAAGAAGCCAAGAGCCUGGCAAAGAUCAGCAAAGUGAUGUAUGAACAAGAAGAAGCCGACCGGGAGGCUAAAGCCAGUGCCUGUGGAUGGAAGCUGCUCUUGAGCAACCCAAAAUAUGCCCUUUUUGCUUGUGCUGACAGUGGUAAGAAACUCCUGGUCGCUUUCCAGGGUACUGCUGCUCGUGCUGGCCUGGCGCAUGACGCGAUGAUCCUCUUCAAUCUCAAUGAGUUCAUGCCCCUUGUUGAAGAGGUCAUUGAUGAGGUCAAAACGGUCGUGAAGCAGACACCACAUAGUGACAUAAUAGUCACUGGACAUUCGCUGGGCGGAGCCUUAGCUGUUCAAUUAGCUAAGUCUCUCACUCAAGAGGGCAGCUUCCGCCGCGUGAGCGGCCACGUCUUCAACCCCGGCUCGAGUUGGGACUUUGAUAAGUACCUGACAGAAGAACGGCUGGAGGGAAUCACGGCGCACCAUGUGCUAGGGGACAUCCUCAGCGCAGGAUGGAGCAAGAGUAAGAUGGUUUGCUACAAGGCGAAGCAUCCGAACCCUCAUGCCCUGGCCAAUUUCAUCGGUUUCAUGUAGCUCAUCGUGCAGACGAAUGAGCACAGGGUUGCCUUUGGAAGUCACCAACAGCGCCAAAGAGCCAGCCAUCCGACCUGAACGAGC
This is a messenger RNA of Durusdinium trenchii, 923 nucleotides long. The record is from the annotation of a GenBank genome assembly. Lineage: Eukaryota; Dinophyceae; Suessiales; Symbiodiniaceae.